GGAGGCAUGCCCGGCGAGCGCGCGCCGGGCUCGGCGUGUAGGAGCCCUGGCAGGCCGCCGGGGCGCAGGGAGCGCCAGCUGCUCGCCGUGGGAGGGGUGGGAGCGCGAGGAGGAAGGGAGCCCCCCCCCCCCGGUCCCUUCUUUCCACCCGCUUCACUUAUUCAUUCCUCCUGGGGUGCCGGCGAGCGCGAGGCUUCUCCAGCACUUUGGACUCCACGCGGUGCGGAGCCCCCCCCCCCCCCCCGUCUCCCCGGACAGCGGGGCUGGGCUGCUCUUUCUCUCCCGCUUGCCUCGCGGCUGGGUUGUCGGCGGGCAGAGGGGCGAGCGGGACCCUGCUUCCUCCCCCGGCAGCGGGGGCAGCCCUUUGUUCCCGCGCCGGCCGGCGAGCCCCGGGCAGAGCUCGGCAGCACCCUCCUGGGGCCGGCAGGGCGCCGCGGGGAGAGCCGCGGCUGUCUCCGCGCCGGGCGCGUGGCUUCUUUGUGUACAGCUGCUCCUGAAGGCGGAGGCAAACCCUGUGGCUUGGCCCUGAGCUUUUAGAAACAGACAAACAAACAAACGAGACCCCAGCCCGUCCUGCCUCCCCCCCCCCCGGCAGAGAGAGAGAGAGAGACACCUACCUGGGCUGCUCCCCCCCCCUCCCCGCCUCCCUUGUUUACCUGCACUUUCCCCACCGCCUCUUUCUUCUCGCUCGGGCUCUGCCCUCCCUCAGUCCCUUCCCUCGUUCGUCCCCCUCGCCUCAAAGGAAAAGUCGGCUCCCUCGCUAGCUCCAGCAACUUGGUCCUUUCCCUGAAGCGCAGAUCCAGGGAAGGGCACUGAAGGUGGAUCUAUUAUAACCUCCCAGCGCUUUUCUCGAAGUGCGCUUCUUGGACCGAAACCACCCCCAGCAUGGAUGUAAGAUUUUACCCAGCUGCAGCUGGCAGCUCUCUUCCCGGAGACCCUUCCAACCUGGACUUUGCCCAGUGUUUGGGCUACUACAGCUACAACAAGUUUGGAAACAAUAACAACUACAUGAACAUGACGGAGGCAAAUAAUGCAUUUCUUACUGCAAAUGAGCAGACAUUCCAUACUCCAAGCCUUGGAGAUGAAGAGUUUGAGAUCCCACCAAUUACGCCCCCUCCUGAGUCAGACCCCACGCUGGGAAUGGCAGAUAUACUGUUGCCCUUUCAGGGUCUGAGCGACCAGCUGCCUGGACAAGGAAAUGAAUUUACACCCCAGUUUCCUCCACAGAGCUUGGAUCUCCCUUCUAUUACAAUAUCACGAAAUCUUGUGGAGCAAGAUGGUGUAAUCCAUAGCAAUGGAUUGCAUAUGGAUCAUAGCCACUCACAAGUUUCACAGUAUCGCCAGGAUCAUUCUUUGAUUAUGAGAUCGAUUGUUCAUAUGACUGAUGCUGCUCGUUCAGGAAUUAUGCCUCCUAGUCAGUUAACCACCAUUAACCAGUCUCAGCUAAGUGCACAGUUGGGACUAAAUUUAGGAGGCACUAGCUUGCCACAUACUUCUCCUUCACCUCCGGCAAGUAAAUCAGCAACUCCUUCCCCAUCCAGCUCUAUAAAUGAAGAGGAUGCAGAUGAAUCAAACAGAGCUACUGGAGAAAAAAGAGCUGCUCCGGAUUCUGGCAAGAAGCCCAAGACUCCAAAGAAGAAGAAAAAGAAAGAUCCCAAUGAACCACAAAAGCCAGUGUCAGCAUAUGCUCUAUUCAGAGACACACAGGCUGCAAUUAAAGGGCAGAAUCCUAAUGCUACAUUUGGAGAGGUUUCAAAAAUAGUAGCAUCUAUGUGGGACAGUUUAGGAGAAGAACAAAAACAGGUAUAUAAAAGGAAAACAGAAGCUGCCAAAAAAGAAUACCUAAAGGCACUUGCUGCCUAUAGAGCUAGUCUUGUUUCCAAGGCGGCUGCAGAAUCAGCUGAAGCCCAGACAAUACGGUCUGUUCAGCAAACGUUGGCGUCCACUAAUUUGUCAUCCUCCCUCCUGCUGACACAUCCUCUUGCUCAACGCACAGGGUCUGCAUCUCCUCAGACUCUCCAACAAUCCCUCCCCAGGGCCAUCGCUCCAAAACUAACCAUGAGACUGCCACUGAAUCAGAUUGUCGCUUCUGUCACCAUUGCACCGAGCAUGCCAGCAAACCUUGCAGCCCCAUUGGUAAGUUCUAUGGGAACAAACAUCGCUGCAACACCGUCUUCAUCGCAAGUGAGCCCUUCACUGCAAACCCAGCAGCAUCAGAUGCAACAACUACAGCAGCAACAGAUGCAGCAAAUGCAGCAGCAGCAACUACAUCAGCAUCAAAUGCAUCAGCAGAUCCAACAACAAAUGCAACAGCAGCAUUUUCAGCACCACAUGCAGCAACAUUUGCAGCAGCAGCAGCAUCUUCACCAGCAAAUCAAUCAGCAGCAAAUGCAACAGCAGCUGCAACAGAUACAGCUUCAGCAAAUGCAACACAUGCAACACCAGUCCCAGCCUUCUCCUCAGCAGCAUUCCCCUGUAACCGCCCAGAUGACCCCCCUCCCUGCCAUUGGGAGCCCUCAGCCAGCAUCUCAGCAACACCCGUCACAAAUACAGCCCCAAACACAGACUCAAGUAUUAUCGCAGGUUAGUAUUUUCUGAAGAUAAAUGUUCUUGCAACAUUGUUUUGCAUUUAUCAAGGGGGUUAGGGGGUAAACCAUAUUUGGCUGAAAACUGUAAAUUGUUGAUGGUAGUUAUGCAGAGAUGCAUAACAGAUCAAACGAUCCUCUAAAGUGUCUAUUAGAUAGGCAAUAAAGAACUACCAUGUAGCUGUGUAUCACCUUUUAGCUGACUA
This is a messenger RNA of Dermochelys coriacea (leatherback sea turtle), 2791 nucleotides long. RefSeq names its product TOX high mobility group box family member 3 (gene TOX3). Lineage: Eukaryota; Metazoa; Chordata; Testudines; Dermochelyidae. The record is from RefSeq and is a predicted model, not a curated record. Gene Ontology annotation, cellular component: nucleus. Gene Ontology annotation, molecular function: chromatin DNA binding. Gene Ontology annotation, biological process: regulation of transcription by RNA polymerase II.